CACUUCCGGCGGAUCAGGUUCGGCUGCCACGAGCCGCCGCGCGGGCCGGGCCAUGGCGGCGGCGGACGGAAGCGGCGCGGAGGCUGAGGCCGAGGAGGAGGAGGAGGAGCUGGCGCACGCAGAGGUGCUGGAGCUCUUCCAGGAGGGGCUGGUCAGGCUCGUGCAGGACCCGCUGCUGUGCGACCUCCCUGUGCAGGUCACCCCGGAGGAAAUCAACUCCCAAAUCGCGCUGGAGUACGGCCAGGCCAUGACGGUGCGCGUGUGCAAAGCCGACGAGGAAGUGAUGCCUGUAGUAGUGGUACAGAAUGCCAGUGUCCAGGACCUGAAGAAAGCCAUCCAGCGGUAUGUGCAGCUGAAACAGGAGCGGGAAGGAGGUAUACAGCAUGUUAGCUGGAAAUAUGUGUGGAGAACAUAUCACCUAACCUUUGCUGGAGAGAAACUGACAGACGACCGAAAGAAGCUGAGAGAGUAUGGGAUCAGAAAUCGGGAUGAAGUUUGCUUCAUAAAGAAGCUUCGAAAGUGACCUGUGAGAUGUACUGACCAGACAUGGGGUUUCUGGAGCCAGAUAGGCGGCUGCUGUUCCUGAGCAACUCUAAACUUAAGAAGAUGAAAGCAGAAGUGUGUCUUCCAUGGUGUCUGUUCUAGGAUCAUUUUGAAGCCAUCAAUGGAAGUGUAAAGGAGGCAUCACGUUCAGUACAAAGGAAUCGGUUCAACAGUAGACUGUUGUGAAAACAAACUGCCAAAGCACUGGAGCCCAUGAAAAACUAAUGCAGAUCUAGAUCCUCUACUUCAUUGUCGUAGUCUCAAGGAGCUUGUCUCUUGGUUCAGUAGAUGUGAUGUAGAGGUAUUGUGACAGGGUUCAUGGACUCUGUGUACCUGAAAUUGAUAAAAUUGGAAUGGGUAUAUGAUGGAUAGAAAACAAUUGACAUUAGGUAUCUAUCUAAUUCCUGUGGCAAGUGUAUCACUGCUAAUUCAAGGAUGAGAAUAUUAGUAUGUUAGAAGAAUUUUCUAUGAUGUUUCUCCUACAACAUCAUCUAGCUUCCACAGCUGAACAGUAAAAAUUACUGCCACAAAAUUCUCAGCCCUCCAGUGUUCCCAUUUUCUCUUGUAGAGGAUAGAGACCCUGUUGGUAUGACAAGGUCUCUUCGUUAUUGUCCAAGUUAAAUAGGUUAAACAUCACUAAGUUUCUGGAAGAUUGAGAUAGUAUGUGAGGUGAGUUGUCACUGACUCAUGUCUGACUUGCCUGGUUCCUGCUUUUUGUGGGGGCAGAGUGCUGUCUUGGGCCUGAACCACCCCCCCCCCCCCCCAAAUUACUCCUAUGGAUAAUAUCAACUUAAUUUUGCUUGCUGAGGAAGACUUUAUCUAUUGCCUUUCUAAGUAACAGCUAAACUGUGUUUAUGAAUUAAAAAAGCCAUUGUUCUUA
This is a messenger RNA of Alligator mississippiensis (American alligator), 1423 nucleotides long. RefSeq names its product small nuclear ribonucleoprotein U11/U12 subunit 25 (gene SNRNP25). The transcript is spliced from 6 exons. Gene Ontology annotation, molecular function: protein binding. Bases 53 to 523 code for a protein of 156 amino acids. The record is from RefSeq and is a predicted model, not a curated record. NCBI's taxonomy places the organism in Eukaryota, Metazoa, Chordata, Crocodylia, Alligatoridae. Gene Ontology annotation, biological process: mRNA splicing, via spliceosome. Gene Ontology annotation, cellular component: U12-type spliceosomal complex.